AGACGCCGUGCAGUGGUUAGAGAGCCCCGGCAGGUGACAGAAGGGGGGACGCGCCGCUUACCCAGUGCUCUAGACCACCACCACUUCCAACAUGUCGGCGCCUUCAGGAGGGCGGCGCCGUUUCCUGGGCCUGCUGCUGGUGUUCCUACUAGGGUUCGUUACUCUGGUGGAGGCCGUCCCAGCUACCGAUGAGAGGUCCCACCGUUUGCCCAGGUGGAUUGACGGACUGUGGAAGAAGAUUCGCUCAGGUUAUGACAGCGUGUCCAGCUCUUCAGACUACACUGACCAGGUGGUGAUGGACGCCCUGAACAGCGCCAGCAAGACGGUGACGGAGGGCGUAGAUGAGAUGAUAACCAUGCAACGUGACCGCCGGCGGAGUCCUUCCUACGACGAAGACUACAUUGUCUCUGCCCCUGCCCCUGCCCCUGCCCAGCCUGGUACAACCAGCUCUGGGGAGUCUGUGUAUCGUUUCUUGGGUCUGGAUGAGGACGUAAUGCACCACUUCAAGACCUUCCUGUCCCCCGCCAACCCUGCCUCCAUGAUGGUCUUUGAGCACCGCAGUAUAAUCUUCUGGAUGGUGACGCAGGUCUUCACAGACGCUGAUGGUGCACUGAUGUCUGGCCAAGCUGGUCAUCUUUACAUUUAUGCUGUCUGGGGUAACCAGAUGCAGAGUACCAUAGUGGAGACCAAUGGUGCAGUGAAGUGUGAGGUGUUCCUGAAGGCAAUAGACUUUGUGGACUUUGUGUGUGCAGAGAGGCUGUACCAGCACCAGCACUUUGAGUCCACCAAGAACGGCAGUGGUGUGUACCGCAUGACAUGGCAUGACAAGCUGGAGGUGACCUUGCGGCGACCUCUGCCCACCCAUUCUGUGAGAGACCUGCUAGUUUGGCGUUAUGAGGACCACGCACUGAUAGCCUUCCUCAAUACACUGGAGGUGAGGACUCUGUAUGGUGGCCUGCAGGUGGACGGGCUGACGCAGGUGGCCAGUGAUAUCUUCAGACAUCGGAGUAUGAUGGUGGAAGGCAGGUUGUUCACCAGCUACAACCACCUGGAAAAGGCAGCGUUCAUCACCAAACACGCACGAGGGUUUGCCAAGCUGGUGAUUGGCUCCAGGCACUUCCUAGCUGUGGCAAACUUUAUGGGCAAGGAUGGGAACACUGAGACACACAGCGACAUCUUUGUCUACGAGUCGGGCGUGGGCACCAGACUGUUCCAGCGAGUCCGCACCAGCGCUGCCCGUAGCUUUGCCUCCUUCACCUUCAGGAGUGCCCACAAGGAGGAGCACUUCCUGGUGGUGGCUAAUGAGUACUCUGUCAAUGCUGCCGGCAUGAAGAACUACCACACCGAAUCCAUGAUCUACAAGUUUUACAGGAACAAGUUUAUGGCAUUCCAGUGCAUCCAGACAGUGGCAGCAAGGCAGUGGGUGGUGUACCAGGGCCCCAGGGGAGAGUUCCUGCUGGGGGUGGUGAGUGGCCAGAGUGGUGUUGUCUUCUACCAGUACAACGGGUGGCGGUUCGUUCAGAUGUCCUUCCAGAUCAAACAGGCGGGCAUCAGGAAGGCUUGGAUUGGGUACCUGGGGAGGGUGAACCAAGCUGUCCUCACCCUGACUCACCGCAGCAGCAGCAGGCCACUUGUUUACUACUUGAGGUUCCAGCACUUCAGACCCAGAAUGCAGGAGGACGCUGAGCUGCAGUGGUGCAGUCUGUUCCAGCUGGGCAAGAACCCCCGGAGUGUGUUGGCACGGGUGCAGCGGGCACCGAGGAGGGACCAGCCCUUCACCUUCCCCCGGCCUAUCAGGAUCACUGGGAACCUCCUGCUGGCUCAGAGCAAUGCUGUCUCCACGAUUGGCGUGAUCCAUGUGCGGCAGGAUGGCUACAAGGUGGACCACAGCUUCAGCAAGAGCGUGGCCAACCUGGAUGAGGUGCAGGCAGCAUUUGCCAGGCUGGCCAGGGCUCGGGCUAUGGUGGCCAGAUCUGUAAAGCUGGAUGGCCCCAACUUGAAUGGUUUCCACUUCCACAAUGCCACCUUCAUUCCGUUCAGCCAUGGUAUGGGCGACUUUAUCGUCAACAAGCUACGUACUUCUAUGAUCAAUGGGCAGCCCUUCUCCGUGGACAAACUGAUCUGGCUGCAGCGUGACCAGCAGUUGCACCGCCUCACCCUGGAGCACGCUGACCUUGGUGCCGGCGUGUCUGCCUCGGUGACCUACCUCAGCGGCCCUGACCUCGCCCGCACCAACAUGCAGGACCUGGUGACCCUCUCUGGCAACCACUCCAUCUCUGGCCACAAGGACUUUGGUGUGGUGAAGGUCAACAGCCUAGUGGUGUCUGGCAGGAUCAGCAACAUCCGCUUCGACGCAAACACCCUGUUACUGACCGACAAGGAGCAGACCAUCACCUCGGAGUACACCAUGCAGGCCCUCGGUGCACGCACCGCCCGCCUGCAGCUCCUCAACGGCAGGGACAUCACCACUUUCCUGCAGCAGCUUGUCCUCAAUAACACCAACACUGCUAUCACAGGGCACGUUAUUGUCCGAGGAGACGUGAUAGCCAACUCUAUUCAGACAACUGGGUCGGUGCAGCCACUGGACCCUCAAGAUAUAGCAAGGAGGGCGCUGCUACACUCCACACAGAACACUCAAAUUGUCACAGGCAUACACACUGUGGGAGGAGUGUCUAUGGAGGGUGGCUUGAGGGUGGUGGGCACACUGAAUGGCCUCUCUAUACCAAGGGAUGUGUAUCUGAGGAGCUCCAAUGAGACUGUCAACCGGCCUGUUACCUUCAACUCCCUCCAAGCCAGCAGUGUGCAGGUUCUGAGCAGGCUGGGAGAUGUCAGGGUGUUGAACGGAGAGCUGGACGUGUUAUUGGUGCAUGGCGACCAGCAGGUGUCUGGGAGGAAGGUGUUUACAGAGAUGGUGCUGCUGGGACACUCCUCCGUCUCCCUCACUGUGUCCGGCCACAGACUGCGCGACCUCGAGAAGAACACCCUCAUACAGGACCUACUGGUGGCCCUGCAGAGUGGAAGGUCCAUCAUGGGUGAGGUGCGGUUUGAGGGACGGGUGGACGUGGUGGAUGCUGUACUAGGCGGCGCUAAUGUCACUCACAUGUUCCUGUUUGGCCUGCCUCUCCACACCACCUCCAUCCCUGCCACCUUUGUGUUUGAGGGCCCUGUCAGGAUUGUAGGGGACACUCGUGUCACAAACCACCUCAACGGCAAACGUGUGGACUUGUAUGCCCUGCUGGCCGGCACACACACUUUCACUCGCCAGGUUACCUUCACUUCAGACCUGGUUGCUGAGGGCCAUGUGCACGUCGCCACCACAGUGAAUGGCAUCAACCUUCAGGAGCUGCACCGCGUCCUGGCACUGCUCAGCUCAACAGUGACCGUGACCAACCUACAUGAUAUCACUCUGCACAGCCCCUCUUUCCGUGGCGGCCUGGAGGUGCGGCGCGGCGGUUCUGUGGUGGUGGCCGGCUUGGACCUGCAGGAUGUGGUGAUGAGGGACACUGAUGCCAUUAUUACUGGGCUGAAGACCAUGCCAGCAGUCCAGGUGGCAACAGCAGCAGCAGGGCACGUGGAGGUGUUGCCAGGUGGACGUGUGGAUGGUGUGGUGCUGGAGGACCUGUUCUUCGCCAACUCUCUCAGGAAGACUGCACAAGGCACGCAGCAGAUAGUGGGUGGGUCCCUGGGUGUGGUCGUGGCGGCAUCGGUCACCGGCACACAGCUGGGCGCCUUUGAGAGGAGUGUGGUGUAUCGUGACACUGCCUCAGAGCGUCUGGGUGGCUCGCUGCGCUUCAAUGGCCAAGUCACCAUCCAGGACCUCUCCUUCAGUAUGUGGGACCUUCGAUGGGUGUCUGCCGAGGAAUACAAGAGUGCCUGGCUACUGCGAACAGGGGACCAGGUGCUGACAGGCCUGAACACUAUCGAGACCCUGGAUGUCCUGGACCUCACCUUCAAUGGCAGGAUUCUUCAGGGUGUGGACUUUGAGCGCCUGGUGAAGAAUACAGCAAAGGUUGAUGAGGUGACUUUGCUGCACCAAGUGACCUUUGGCCAGCUUCUCUCUAACGGGCAGGUUGUGGUGAACGGCACUGUGCAGGGAAUAAAGCUGAGCCAGGAAGCCGUCACUACCUCAGCCUCGGCCAUCACGAUCACUGGCAGCAAGGUCUUCCAGGAUAAGGUUCACUACAGGGAGGAGUUCUCCAUAGAGCAGCAAGCCAUUGUCACAUCAGGAGGCAACGACCAGACUGCCCUUGCUGUAGACAUUGAAGAGCUGUGUGCUGCUAUCCUCAGUGUGCCGGCAGCUUCCACACGCAUCAGGAGGUGGAUCAUACAAGGAGAUGCAAGGUUUGAGCAGCAGGUGAGGGUGUUGGACUCCUUCAAUGGUGAGGCAGUGGCUACACUGGACUCCACGUUCUGGCUCACCCACAUCCCCACCAGGAUCUCUGCCGUGGCAUUCCUCGCCCACGUGGAAGCCCAGGGCAGCUUCAAUGUGGAUGUGGCGGGCAAGACCAAUGGACAGAGCCUGGAGGAAGUGUGGAACCAGCUGCUGAAGAGAACCUGUGAGGCGCAGACAGUUUCCGGCCAGCUCACUGUGCACACCUUGACAGUGGACCAUCUUUCCACACCAGCGCUUACCAAUCCCAACGACGACCUGCGUGUUGCAGACCUGCUUAAUAUCCUGCUGGUGGAUGGCGAUCAGGUCAUCACUGGCAUGCUGAACUUCACCAGUGUGGAGGCGCAGCACGUGGUGCUGGAGGGAACCAUUAACGGGCUGCAGGUGAACAGUGAUUUUGUGGUGCAGGGUCGGCAGGCGGUGAUCAGUGGCAGGAAGACCUUUGCUCACCUCACCAUUCUCGGGAACUUGUCCAUGGUGGAGGGUGGUACAGUGCAGGGUGUGGAUGUGUCAGAGCUGAGCAGGCUGGCAGCAAGGAAGACAGGCCAGGGACAGGUCAUCGUAGUGCCGGGCCUAACUACACUGCAGAGUCUUAACUAUGUUGGCUCUAACUUCCUGGUGGAGGGUCGGGUGGAUGGCGUAGUGCUGCGGCGGGACACGGUGCUCCUGCGGACUGUAGAGCAGGUGAUGAGUGGCACUUUGGAGGUGACCGCUGGGGAUGCACGGCUGCCAGCGGUGGUGGCGCCUCUCCUGGUGGUGCUGGAUAACCGUUUCAAUGGUGUGGAGUUUGAUCGCCUGCAGAACAUGACUGUCCGAAUGGACAGACGGGUGGUCAUCCAGAACAACGUGGUGUUCCAAGGAAUGUGUCGCUUCACCAGCCUGGCCAUACGGAGUCAGCUGGUCAAUGGCGUGCACCUCAGGGAGCUGGCCGAACUUAUUAAUGCAGACUACCUCCUCAACCUUGGCAAUCACUUGGGGGCCGUGCUGCACGCUGCCCGCUCCACCAGGGAGGUCAUGGCAGUGAAGGGAGCGGAGAUCUGGUACUACGAGGAGUUGCCCUUCCAGAAACUGUCCAAACUGAUAGCAGUGACCCUGAGGAGUGACACGCUGGUGUUUGGUGUGCACGACUCCCUGGUGGGCAUUGACAUGACCAACGAUGCAGUGUACACCUACAGGAUGGAUGUGCCCUUCCCUGCACUUUACCCGGCUGUGAAGGUAUUGGAGCCCAUUGCUGUGGCAGGCCUGGGUAGUGGCCUGCUGGCCACUUGUGGCAGGCUGGCCAUGGAUGCCACACCUGCAGGCACACACCAGCUUCCAAACUUCCAAGUGAUCCACCUGCAGGGUGGCACUGGUACCGGUUAUGGACACAUCUACUCCCUGGAGGCCAAUGGUGGAGUGUUGGCUGCCUUUGAGACUAGGGAGUGCAGGGACUUGGUGAGCUUCCAGCUGCAGGACGGCAGAGUGUGUGUGGCUGUGCUGAACUACCGCGCGCCAACCAUCAUUUUGUGCGGCACUGCCUCCACUGGCUUCCACCUGUUGACCCGCCUGGACACCACCCGUGCCACCAAGGGUGUGUGGGUCAGCUUCCAGGGUGCUGAGUACCUGUUGGUGGGUCAGGAGCCCAGCCAGACUGAAGCAGGUGUGCUGGCGCUGUAUAAGUACGACCACUCCCUCAGCAGGAUGGUUCUGGUGAGUGAAGCGCACGAGCCUGUAUCAUCGCACGUGGUAGCCACCGUGUUGGGCGACGCCAUCUUGGUGGCAGUGACGGGCAAACGAACCCCACUGUGUGACACCUUCGUGGAGGUGUACCUCACCAACACCACUGACAUCGGCCACAACCUGCAGCGGUUGGAGGUGCCAGAGGCAGUGCACAGCAGCUUGCUUCACCUGCACACUGGCGAGGUGGUGCUGAUGGUGCAGACCAGACACAGCCUCUAUCACUACUACUUGCGUGGCACCAAAUUUGUCUUUGUGAGAGAGAUGAACACUGCCUCAUCCUUGUGCCCGUGGUCCACCCCAUUCCUGGCCGGCGACCCACGGACCCUGCACAUCGCAUACGCUGGCCUGGGCGCGUACCAAGAGGACUACAAGGGCGCCAAGCUGCUGCCGGUCUCCACCACCAUCUACAGGGCAGUCUACCGAGGCCCCUCCUUUGACACCCUCUACAGGGGAUCCUCACACCUCUCCUCCUCACUACAUGCUCACCCUCCUUCCACAUCCUACUCCAUCUCGUAUGGCUCCACCCCUCACUACAGAAGCUGAGGUGGUUGUGUGAGCGUUUUGUGUUGAGUUGCAGGAAGGGCUCUGUACAUAACAUUGAUUAAACUGUCUGAGAGUGU
Portunus trituberculatus (swimming crab) is the source of this 6729-nucleotide messenger RNA. RefSeq lists its product as uncharacterized. NCBI's taxonomy places the organism in Eukaryota, Metazoa, Arthropoda, Malacostraca, Decapoda, Portunidae. The transcript has 44 exons. Gene Ontology annotation, biological process: signal transduction. The coding region runs from base 92 to 6652 and encodes 2186 amino acids. The record is from RefSeq and is a predicted model, not a curated record.